UUGAUCGAUUUUUUACUUUUCCUUCCAUUCCAAUCUUCACUACCACUAUGCCUAUGCUGUAAGUAUGGCUUUGUCUCUGCAGGAUCUUCCUUACUUCCUUACUUCCUCUUGAAAAGCUCCGAUCCUUCCAAAAAGUACCGACCAUACACUCCCAUUAACCUCAAGGACCGUCAAUGGCCAUCGAAAACGUUUUCCAAAGCACCAAUCUGGCUUUCCACCGACCUUCGUGAUGGAAACCAAUCCCUCGCUAACCCCAUGACAAUCGAACAAAAAACUACCUUCUUCCAGAUGCUGGUCAAGGCUGGGGUGAAGGAGAUCGAAGUUGCAUACCCUGCUGCCAGUGAUACCGAUUUUGAUUUUGUUCGUGGAUUAAUAGAGAAGAAGCAGAUACCAGAUGAUGUUUGGAUUCAGGUCUUGACUCCUGCACGAGAAGACCUCAUUAGGCGAACUAUCGACGCGGUCGCUGGAGCGAAGAAAGCUAUUUUACAUAUGUAUAACGCAACAAGCCCUACCUUCCGAAACGUCGUUUUCCGUAACACAAGAGAGGAAACGAUUGAACUGGCUGUUAGAAAUACGAAAGUUGUCCGUCAGCUAACUGAAGAAUGCACUGCGAAGUACGGAACGAAGUUUAAAUACGAAUACAGCCCAGAAACGUUUACUCAGACCGAACCCGAGUUUGCGUUGGAGGUAUGCGAGGCUGUCAAGGCAGCAUGGGGUAAAGCCGGGAAUGGGGAAGAUCGUAUUAUUUUCAACCUUCCUUCAACUGUGGAAAUAGGACCGCCAAACCACUAUGCUGAUCAAAUAGAAAACUUCUGUCGCAACGUCUCGGAGAGAGAGAAAGUUAUUGUGAGUCUACACCCACACAACGAUCGAGGUACCGGAAUUGCGUCGGCUGAGCUUGGUGUAUUGGCUGGUGGAGACAGGAUAGAAGGAUGUUUCUUCGGAAAUGGGGAACGUACCGGAAAUGUCGACCUGGUCAAUCUCGCUCUGAAUCUCUACACACAAGGCAUCAAGCCCAAUCUAGAUUUCAGUGAUCUUCCUUCCGUCAUUGACAUCGUCACACAGUGUAACGACCUUCCCGUGCACCCUCGCCAUCCAUACGCCGGAGAGUUGGUGUCUACCGCGUUCUCCGGAUCACACCAGGACGCUAUCAAAAAAGGCUUCGAGGCCCAAAAGAUUCGGCAUGCCGAGGCUACUGCAAAAGGUGGCAACCAGUAUUGGGACGUGCCCUACCUGCCUGUCGACCCAGCAGACCUUGGUCUCACAUACGAGGCCGUCAUUCGGGUCAACUCACAGUCAGGCAAAGGAGGCAUCGCGUAUCUCAUCAAACAACAUCUAGGUCUGGAUCUACCACGAAAAGUCCAGAUCGCAUUCUACCAGGUUGUACAGGUCAUAUCGGAUCGCGAGGCAAGAGAGAUGACUGUGGACGAUAUUACUACCGCUUUCAGAACGACAUAUCACUUGGGUGGUGGAGCUUUCAAGGGCAGGUUAUCGUUGAGGAAUUUCAAGAUAUCUGCAGAGCCAAGCGACGACAAGGACAAUUCUGGAGAUGAAGAUGAACAGCGUCGCCGAUUCGAUGGUACUGUCUCUGUGGAUGGAACUCUCAGAGUUAUCAGGGGAGAUGGAAAUGGUCCCCUGUCAGCUCUUCUAGAUGCCUUGAAAACGCAUCUGGACAUCGACUUGGCGAUCCGAGAAUACACUGAACACGCUGUGGAGGGAAGCGAACAUUCCCGCGCAGCAAGUUAUGUUGAAGUCGUCCCCGCUGGCGAUAGAAAGUCCUCACAGUCAUGGUGGGGAGUUGGUCUCGAUUCCGACAUUGCUGGUUCAGGUCUGCGUGCUGUUCUCAGCGCAGUUAACAGCGCAAUCGGUGAAAGGUCAUUGCCCGAACUGAAGCUAACUGUCGGCUUUAACUCCAAGUCUGGGCAAGCCGAUGUUGCGAGCGUUAUCGUCAACGCUUUGGGAUUAGAGCUCCCUAGGAGAUUUCAGUCAUCAUUUUUCGAAAUCGUGCAGCGUGCGGCGAGGGAUGCGGGCGGCGAGAUAUCUAUUGGCGCUUUGACGGAUCUCUUCCAAGAGACGUACGGGUACAACAAGGAGACACCUCGAAGCACUCAAUUCGGCUUGGAUUCGUUCAAACUUGAACAUCUGGAUGGAAGUCGACGGUCCUUGUCGGGAGAGGUGAUUCUCCAUGGCAAGAAACGAUCGAUCAAGGGCGAAGGGAAUGGACCUUUAUCGUCCGUGCUCGCUGCCCUUCACACCCAGAUCAAUGGCAAUCUGUCCAUCAGGGAGUACUCCGAACACUCCGUUGGUGAAGGCGCUGAGGUUGUGGCAGCAUCAUACGUCGAAUUGGUGUACGAAGUACCUGAACAAAAACACAGGAGAAGUGCGUGGGGUGUCGCAGUUGACACUGACAUCACUGCUUCUGGUCUGAAGGCCGUCUUGAGUGCUGUAAGCAGUCUAGACGUCUCUAUCAAAGGAGUUGAAGUGAAUGGCGUUUGAGAGCGACAACAAAAAAAAAGGCACAGAUAUGUAGACCAUCUCAAAAUAAAAUCAAAUUUUUGAUUUGCUCGAU
Marasmius oreades (fairy-ring Marasmius) is the source of this 2569-nucleotide messenger RNA. RefSeq lists its product as uncharacterized. Gene Ontology annotation, biological process: L-leucine biosynthetic process. Gene Ontology annotation, molecular function: 2-isopropylmalate synthase activity. The coding region runs from base 256 to 2496 and encodes 746 amino acids. The transcript is spliced from 4 exons. Lineage: Eukaryota; Fungi; Basidiomycota; Agaricomycetes; Agaricales; Marasmiaceae. Gene Ontology annotation, cellular component: mitochondrion. The record is from RefSeq and is a predicted model, not a curated record.